Molecule: messenger RNA, 1056 nt
Organism: Rhineura floridana
Lineage: Eukaryota; Metazoa; Chordata; Lepidosauria; Squamata; Rhineuridae
Product: guanine nucleotide-binding protein G(I)/G(S)/G(O) subunit gamma-11
Exons: 3
Coding region: 509-730 (73 amino acids)
Biological process (GO): G protein-coupled receptor signaling pathway
Cellular component (GO): heterotrimeric G-protein complex
Molecular function (GO): G-protein beta-subunit binding
Source: RefSeq, a predicted model, not a curated record
GAGUUUCCCUCCCAUCCUCCCCGCCUCACUCCACGGUCUUCUGUGCAAGCACACUGAAGACUUUACAGACUCCAGUGCUUUUGCCCUCACAGGUGUGUUAAUAAUCCCAGAUUAAAAUACUCCAGGGGAAUUUAUCAGUGAUAUUCACUGACCUCCUUUAACAAACAAAGCAAAACAAAAACCUGAGGAUUCUAUCCAGAUAGCUGAUUUCCCUCUGUCUGUGUGAUGUUAGGAAUAUUUAGGGAUGGCCUGGAGACAGAGGAGCAAAGGUUGGUUUUCAGUGUAUAUGUAAAGCCUCAUUUUGGUUUGAAGCAGUGAAAACUGGAGAGAGAGGGAGAGAGGUCAAGCUGUCCGGUUUAAUCAGAUUAGGACGGAUUCUGCUGAUGAAUUAAAACCUGCAAGUAGUUACUAGGAGCUCAAACAGCCUGGCAAGAAAGUUGGCUGGAGAGGAAGUUGCUGUUGCUGCUGCUACAGAGAAAUCGGGACAAACUCACAUAAGGAGCCAGCAAUGCCAGCAAUCAAUAUAGAGGAUUUGAGCGAGAAGGAUAAACUAAAAAUGGAAGUAGAACAGCUCCGGAAAGAAGUCAAGCUGGAACGACAACCAGUUUCUAAAUGUUCCGAAGAAAUUAAAAAAUACAUUGAAGAAAGAUCUGGAGAAGAUCCUCUGGUGAAAGGCAUUCCCGAAGACAGGAAUCCUUUUAAAGAAAAAGGAGGAUGUAUUAUUGCUUAGAAGAACAUGGUUAGGCAAUGCUGAAACUGGAAUAAAAAGCAUCGUAGCGUAACUAGCCUGAUUUAAGUUACAGGAAUCCGUGUUGAACAAAUAGAUACUGGUUUAAAAAAGAAGGAAAACAGAACAUGUCUGCUGUUAAUUUCAUUCCCUGAAGCGGAUUCUUGCUUAAUGUAUCCCUAAAUAAGUUUCUAGAGGCUGUUUCCUGUUCUUUUAAUUUCCUGCACGUGCUGGUUUGAAUAAUAAAAGAAAUCUAUUUGUAUAAUCAAUUACAGUGUUAUUUUGCUAAAGAAAAUGUUAAGAUGCAUAGUGAAAUGUGCUUUUUGUUG